Molecule: messenger RNA, 1569 nt
Organism: Meloidogyne enterolobii
Lineage: Eukaryota; Metazoa; Nematoda; Chromadorea; Rhabditida; Meloidogynidae
Source: the annotation of a GenBank genome assembly
AUGCGUCUAUUUGACGUCCUACCACCACUACAACCACUACCAUCAAAAACAGAAGAAAUUUCAAAAAAUCCAAAUUUUUUAAAUUUCCAACUGGCUGGAUUAAUAAUUUUAGCUUUAUUUACUUGUUUUUGUAUUUGUGCAAAUUUGAUCACUUUUAUUCUUUUAAUAUUAUGUAGGCCUUUACAAAGGUCUUCGAGAACUACAAAUUUGUACGUUAUAAGUUUGUGUUUGGCUGAUUUGGGUGUUGGGGGUGUUGUGAUGCCUUUAAUGCUGUUUUAUGAAUGGGGAAUAACCUUCCCUCCCUGGCUCUGUCAAUUUUGGCAAUUAGCCGACGUUUUAUUCUGUACAGAAUCUUUAUAUUCCAUUUGCGCAAUUGCUCUAGACCGUGUUUGGAAUUUAGAACAACCUUUACGUGUGUUUACAAGCAGCAGACGGCGGGCAAAAAGAUUAAUGUUGUUUGUUUGGUUAUUGCCUUUAAUUGUUUGGAUGCCUGUUUAUUUUCUUCUAGUCUUUCCAACUCAAAGAAUAUUCCAACCAGAAGAACAACAAUUACCCCCAGACUUUCAUUGUUUUCCUUCUCGUCAAGUUGCAACACAAGUUUUUUGGGUAGCGCUGCCUGCUUUAUAUUUACCAGCAAUUUUUCUGAUUUGUUUAUUUCUUCGAAUUUCUUUUGUUGUUCAUCGCCAUUUAAAAUUUUUGAGGGAACACUCGUCCCUUCCACAUUUGGGGCCUCAACCUCCCACUCCUUCAAUUACUGUUCAACAACCACAACCUUUAUUAUCUCCAACUCGAAACAAUUUUCAAUACGAAAAUGAUUUUAAUAAAAAUGAAAGAAAUGAAAUUAAUAAUAAUAAAAUUAUUGGAAAAAGAGCCUCAGUUUGUGCGACUUCAAAAAUAAUUUCUGUUGAUAAAACUGUUCUCAGAAAAGUUUCUCUUCCACAAUGGCGUAAAUCUUCAAUUUCUGUUCAAAAGAAAAAUGAAGGGGAUAAAGUGAAGACAACACUAACAGUGAUUGUAGAUGAAGGAGACACUGAAUUGAACAAAGAAAAACAACAGAAAGACUCCCUCUGUUCAAUAGCCCCAACAUUUUCAAUUUCUGAAGAAGAAAAUGAAGAAGAAGAGGAAGACUCUUCUUCCAAUUUAUUCAAACAAUCCUCCCUUUUAAACAAACCUUUGCAACAAAGACGACUUUCUUCUGCCCGUUUUUCAAUAAUCACAUUUUCUGAAAAUAUUGCUUUAAUAUUACAAAGGGAGGGGGUUACGCAACAAGUAAAAGCGGCAAAAGCAGUUGCCUUAAUUUUGUGUUGUUUUCUGCUUUGCUGGUUUCCGUUUCUAAUUGUUUGGCCUCUUCGCCUAUUUCUUCCCCAUUUAAUUUCUGAUCGAGUUUUUCGUUUGUGUUUAUGGUUAAAUUAUUCCUGCUCAACAUUUAACCCUUUAUUAUAUGCUUUAUCUACUCCAAAAAUUCGUUCAAUACUUAGAAACAACGGGUUAUUACCCUGUAAAUUUAUUUCUGUUGAGGGAGGUUCUGGGAAGAACACGAGGAGGAGCAAUACUUGUGCUUUAGUCUAA